AUGGAUGCGAACGUUCAGAUAAAUCCAGAAGUUGAAAUGAGUAAAGUUGGACUAGAUGCCCAAGAGCCUACAGGAACUCAGAAUCAACAGCCUGUUGAACAAAUACAGAGGUUUACAUCAAAAUAUGUAGGGUCUACCCAAAAUACAAUACAAAGACAUACAGGUUGUCAAUAUGUGGUGUUUCCCCAAAAUACAAUACAAGGACAUACAGGUUCGAAACAUGUGGUGUCUCUCCAAAAUACAAUACAAGGACAUACAGGUUCUCAACAUGUGGUGUUUCCCCAAAAUACAAUACAAGGACAUACAGGUUCGAAACAUGUGGUGUCUCUCCAAAAUACAAUACAAGGACCUACAGGUUCUCAACAUGUGGUGUCUUUCCAAAAUACAAUACAAGGACAUACAGGUUCUCAACAUGUGGUGUUUCCCCAAAAUACAAUACAAGGACAUACAGGUUCGAAACAUGUGGUGUCUCUCCAAAAUACAAUACAAGGACAUACAGGUUCUCAACAUGUGGUGUUUCCCCAAAGUACAAUACAAGGACAUACAGGUUCUCAACAUGUGGUGUUUCCCCAAAAUACAGUACAAGGGCCUACAGUUUCUCAAUAUGUAGUGUCUCCCCAAAAUACAAUACAAGGACCUACAUGUUCUCAAAAUGUAGUGUCUCCCCAAAAUACAAUACAAGGACCUACAGGUUCUCAAUAUGUGGUGUCUCCCCAAAAUACAAUGAACGAAUGUACAGGUUCUCAAUAUGUGAUGUCUCCCAAAAAUACAAUACAAGAACCUACAGGUUCUCAAAAUGUAGUGUCUCCCCAAAAUACAAUUGGUCAUACAAGGCCUCAAUCGGAAUAUGGAUUGUUAGUGCAAUAUGAUGGUCAUAUUGAAAACUCCAAAACCAUCCAAAACAAAACAAAUCGUUAUGGACUAUAUGAUGUUCAUGCUGCAUCAAAUGCUAUUGCAACAGAAAGCACACACGAAAAUGCAGAAAACAAUGUGAAGGUUGAACCUAUUUAUGAUACAUAUCAAGAUUUCAAUGAUAUGCGUACAACUGACUGCAUCAUAAAACAGGAACCAAAUAAUGAACAAGGACAUUUUGAAUGUAACAUUGAAACUGUUAAAAUUGAACCAAUGGAGUCAGAUGAGGACAAGGAUAUUGUUAGUGAUGUCAUAAUUGCUCCUGAUUCUCACAUUACUGUUAAAAAUGAGGAAAAUGUUAGCAACACUGUUUUCGCUGUUGAACCAGGAUGUAGUAACAUGGAUAGCAUAAAGGACUCUACUAAAGAAGUAUUGAAAUUACAAAAAACAAAGGAUGAUGAACAAGGGGACUUGCCAUAUUAUCAAUGCGAAACAUGUGGUAUUCGAUUCAUAAAUUCAAUACUUCUUCAAAAGCAUGAGGUUAAACAUAAAGAUAUGUAUCCAGUUAAGUGUGAAACAUGCUUUAAAAUGUUCAAAUCUUUUAAUAAUUUAACACGCCAUAAAGGAACUAACGCUGGUGAGAAACAGUUUAAAUGUAAAGUAUGUGAGAAAAUAUUUGAGCAUAAAUGUGCUUUAAGGAUUCAUAAAAAAACUCAUACUGAACCAAAACCAAACAAGCGUAAACAAAACAUAAUCAAUGGUGUGAAGGUUGGACCGAUAGAUGACACAUAUCAAAAUUUCAAUGAUAAGCAUACAACUGACGACUGCAUUCAAAAUGUCAAACAGGAACUGGAUAGUGAACAGAAAUGUUUUGAAUCUAACAUUGAAACUGUUAAAGUUGAACCAAUGGACCCAAAUGAGGACAAGGAUAUUGUUAGUGAUGUCAUAAUUGCUCCUGAUUCUCACAUUGCAAUUAAGACAGAGGAGACUGUUAGCAACACUGUAUUCGCUGCUGAAAAAGAAUGUAGUUACAUGGAUAGUAUGAAGAUCUCUACUCAAGAA
Molecule: messenger RNA, 1914 nt
Organism: Owenia fusiformis
Lineage: Eukaryota; Metazoa; Annelida; Polychaeta; Sabellida; Oweniidae
Source: the annotation of a GenBank genome assembly